UUAUUCUAAAUAAAUCACGUGACUUCCGUCGCCCAUUCACUUCGACUUUUGUUUUGACCUAUCCGUAAGAACGAACUGAUAUCGGGAAAACAUAAUGGCAACGGGGCUAGCUAGACCUCUUGCCAGGUCACUUAAGGGUCGCAUGUUUGGUACAGCAGCUGCAGCAAAACCAAAAAAUGCAGAUGAAAGAGAACCAUUGGGCUUUGUGAAAAAAUUAGAGAAUGGUCUUGUUGUUGGCACCAUUGAAUCUAAGUCUCCAAUAGCAAGGAUUGCAGUUGUUGCUAAUGCUGGCUCUCGAUUUGAAACUGGUCAAAAUCUGGGUGUUUCACAUGUUUUGCGGCACCUUCCUAAACUUAGGACUGAAAACUUGUCCAGUCUUGGGAUCAUAAGGAGAUCAUUACAGCUUGGAAGUGACAUUACGAGCCAAGGUAACAGAGAAUACAUCUAUUAUAAAAGUGCUGUCACAAGGAAUGUUGUAGCUCCAAUUGUUGAAAUUCUUCAAGAACUGACUACCAAGUCUAAAAUUGUUGACUGGGAAUUCGAGGACCUGAUAAAUGACCCGAAUGGUUUAAAACUGGAUCUAGCUCUACUAAAGACACAACCUCAAAUUCGUGCAGUGGAAGCCCUUCAUGCUGCAGCUUUUAGAAAUACCCUAGGUAACUCAUUGUAUUCUCCAGAAUUUCAGUUAGGAAAGUUCACCUCAGAGCAGGUGGCGCAGUACUUGAAAACUUAUUUUAGUGCUGGCCGUCUUGCAUUGAUUGGUGUUGGAGUAGAUCAGCAAGUUCUGGAAGACCUAGGCCGCACAUUUGAGCCCUACAAAGCUGCUGGAGCUCCAUCACAACAGGCCGUCUACGCUGGAGGUGAAAUAAGAGAAAACAGUGGCGGUGAUCUAGCUUAUGUAGCUGUCGCCUUCAGUGGUCCAAGUCAAGUCAGUAGUGAUCUUUUGCCUGCUGAAGUACUGAAGCAUGUCUUGGGUGCUGGGCCUUACAUUAAAUACAGUCUAGGAACUACUUCUGCCCUUGGUAAAGCUGCUGCCAAGGCAACUGAUGGCCCAUUUGCUGUUUCUGGUUUCACUGCCAAUUAUUUUGAUGCUGGUCUGUUUGGAUUCACAGCAGUGGCCCCCUCACAGAGUAUUGAUAAGGUCUUAAGAGCUGCAGCCAAAGAGGUGAAAUCUCUUCUGACAUCAGGUGUCUCUGAUGCUCAAGUGAAUGCUGCCAAAAACCGUCUCAAAGCUGAAAUCUGUAUGAAUUUUGAGAAUCCUGAAAAUAUUUUGAGCUGGUUGGGAGAACAAAGUCUUCACUCUAACAGUAUCAUAACACCACAUGAAGUUUAUAAGAUGGUGGAUAACAUAUCAACUGCAGAUGUCAAUAAGGUUGCCAAAGCCAUUGCUGGUUCAAAGCCUUCCAUAGGUGUGACAGGAAAUACUUCAAAUGUACCUUACCUUGAUAAACUCUUCUCUUAAAGUGCUCCAUUGUAGGAACUAUAUAACUAGUAAAUUAUUGACUGACACAUGAUUGUUAACUGACUGGAUUCAGACUGGACAUAAACGAAUCAGUGGAAAUUAGUGUUGACAAAUUAUUUUUGAACUAGUAGGUUUUAUUUUUACACUGUUAAGAAGUUGAUUUUAUUUUGACUCAACUCUAUGGACUGAAGUUGUAUAGACAUCCAUUGGUUGAUAUGAGUGACCUUGUUAUCUUACUAUUUGUGUAGUAUCUGUAUACAUGGUCAUUUUCUAUUCUCAGUUCAGUGGUGACAAGAAUAAACAAUUUAUCACGAUU
Messenger RNA from Biomphalaria glabrata, 1778 nucleotides. RefSeq names its product cytochrome b-c1 complex subunit 2, mitochondrial-like. The record is from RefSeq and is a predicted model, not a curated record. The transcript is spliced from 14 exons. Lineage: Eukaryota; Metazoa; Mollusca; Gastropoda; Planorbidae. Gene Ontology annotation, molecular function: metal ion binding. Gene Ontology annotation, cellular component: mitochondrion. Bases 95 to 1462 code for a protein of 455 amino acids.